CCAGGUGUUUGCAGUAAAAUCAAGGAUAGAUGGAUGUGAAUUACUAGAAGCAAGCAGUUUCGCGAGCAAUCCGCUACCUGAACAUCGACACUUUUUGAGUCUCACAUUUUCGACCUAUCCACAAACAUUGUUCACUAUGGCGGAACCAGUGCCGGCACAGAUGAUCGACCCUGCUAUCUUUGAGCAGUUACAAGCUAAAAUUGAUGAAGAUUCACAAGUCCGAGAGGAUAUUCGUGAAAUCUUGCAAACCUUGGAAAGACAAGGACGCACUGUUCAGUCUAUUCUGUCAAGAGCACAUGCCACACGCUCCCAGAAUCUCUCACCGGUUGUCGAGGCCGCUGAAAAUGCUAUAAGAGAGCAAGUCGGCACGAUUAACAAGCUCGCUGAGGUUGCUUCGAAAUACCCUUACUACAAGUACAAUUUCAUGUGGACCAGAGACAUCCAAAAUGCCUGCUUUGCCAUUCUGCUCUGCGGCUGGUUAGGUGGUUUCAAUGCCCCGGGCAAUCAAUUCCAGCAAGGCCGUCUCUUGACAAUUGAGGAGACAGGCGCAAUUCUGAACGUUCCUGUAAAUCUCAAAGACAGAGAUGCAUUUCAUUUGGCCAUUGAGGAAUAUCUUCAUGCGCUCAUUUCUUUGAUCGAAGAGCUGGCUCGCCUUGCAGUCAACUCCGUCACGCUGGGAGAUUAUGAGCGGCCUCCUCAGAUAAGCCGUUUUGUCAAGGAUCUGCAUGCUGGAUUUCAGAUUUUAAAUCUGAAAAACGAUGCCCUGAGAAGACGUAGUGAUGCUAUCAAGUAUAGCAUCAAGAAAAUUGAAGACGUAGUGUAUGACUUGUCGUUGCGGAAUCUACUUCCGGUGCAGUAGACGUAAACAAGACGUCCUGAAGCUGCACUUUCACAGUAGCUUAAAAGUUUGCUAAAGAAUAUUUACAAGGGAAAAGAAAAUGCUAUUUUUUUUUUAUAUCGAAUCAUUUUUCCCGACCAAACACAUUCUUAGACAUAUGCAUUGAGUUAUUGUAUUAAUGAAACCUUAGUCAUGGGCCAUGAGCCAUUUUA
Xylona heveae TC161 is the source of this 1050-nucleotide messenger RNA. Its product is annotated as putative Translin-1. The transcript has 9 exons. The record is from RefSeq and is a predicted model, not a curated record. The coding region runs from base 137 to 859 and encodes 240 amino acids. NCBI's taxonomy places the organism in Eukaryota, Fungi, Ascomycota, Xylonomycetes, Xylonales, Xylonaceae. Gene Ontology annotation, molecular function: sequence-specific DNA binding; single-stranded DNA binding; RNA binding. Gene Ontology annotation, biological process: RNA metabolic process. Gene Ontology annotation, cellular component: cytoplasm; nucleus.